Molecule: messenger RNA, 3828 nt
Organism: Myxocyprinus asiaticus (Chinese sucker)
Lineage: Eukaryota; Metazoa; Chordata; Actinopteri; Cypriniformes; Catostomidae
Product: CD166 antigen homolog A-like
Exons: 16
Coding region: 189-1883 (564 amino acids)
Biological process (GO): cell adhesion
Cellular component (GO): plasma membrane
Source: RefSeq, a predicted model, not a curated record
CACUCCUACAGUUUGUCCAGACUUCCUGCGCACUCAGCUCAGAGAGCAGCCCGAUCCUGAUCCUUUCAUCGCACCGACCCUGCGACUCUCUCUUGAUCCAACCAACUUUAGCGGUUCACAUUUUUGAGAUUCUCUUCGGACACAAGAAAAAGUGACUGUAUAAAGGAGAACCAGGGUUUUCUUUAAGGAUGCAUUCGGGUAUCUGGCUUUUCGGUGCCUUCAUAGCAGCCGUGAUGUUUUCUCAAGGGAGCUGCAUAGAGACGGUUAUAGGUCUGUACGGUGAGACCAUUGAAGUGCCAUGCAACAAUGGAAAUAACAAGCCAGAUGGCCUUAUUUUCACCAAAUGGAAAUACGUGAAAGAUGACGGCACUCCGGGCGAUCUUCUUGUGAAGCAGGCGCAGAAGGAUGAAGCAAUCAUGUCCGCCACAGAUGGCUAUAAAAACAGAGUCAGCAUUGCCGAUAACUCCAGCCUGCUGAUCACUCAGGGCAUGCUGGCCGAUCAGAGAGUUUUCACCUGCAUGGUGGUGUCUUUAACCAAUCUAAAAGAAUACCCAGUGGAAGUGAAAGUUUACAAGAAACCAUCAGUUCCUGUGAUCAAAAACAAAGCAAAAGAACUUGAAAACGGCAAACUGACAAAGUUGGGGGACUGCGUGGUGGAGAGUGUCAACCCAGCGGCGGAACUCAUUUGGAUGAAAAACAAUCAGCCUCUAGUGGAUGACGGCAAGACGAUCAUUAUCACAUCUACUGUCACCAAGGAGCCAGCCACAGGUCUCUCCAGCACCUCUUCCAGUCUGCAGUACACAGCCAGGAAAGAUGAUAUGACAUCACAGUUCACCUGCAUAGCGAAACAUGUGUUGGUUCCCAACCAGGUUUCAGCACCAGAGACCUUCCAAAUUCAUUACCCUACAGAGAAGGUGAGUCUACAGGUUGUCUCUCAGAGCCCCAUUAGGGAAGGUGAUAAUGUGACACUAAAAUGCCAGGCAGACGGAAACCCGCCUCCAACCAGCUUCAACUUCAACAUUAAGGGUCAGAAGGUCACAGUGACGAACAAGGAUGUGUACACCCUGACUGGUGUCACCCGAGCCGACUCUGGCUUGUAUAAAUGUUCCUUACUUGACAAAGAAGAGAUGGAGUCGACUCAGAUCAUCACAGUGAGCUUUCUGGAUGUAAGCCUCAUUCCGACUGGAAAGGUGUUAAAGAUGUUUGGGGAAAGCUUGGUGGUGUCGUUGGAAAAGAACGCCUCCACCGAAGCGAAAGUGACAUGGACCAAGGAUAACCGUAAACUAGAGAAUCUGCCCAUCUUCUCUAAAUUGACGUAUGCUGAUGCAGGCCUGUACGUGUGCGACGUGUCCAUUGAAGGAAUCAGACGCAGCUUGUCCUUUGAACUUACAGUAGAAGGUACUCCAAGAAUUCUGAGUUUGACGAAGCAUCGCAGCAAUGAUGGCAAAAACAAAAUCCUGACAUGUGAGGCAGAGGGAUUGCCUAAACCUGACGUGCAAUGGAGCGUCAAUGGAACUAAUGAUGAGAUGUCAUACGUCAAUGGGAAGGCCAUAUACAAACUGACUGUAGUGCCCAGUAAGAACCUCACUGUCACCUGUCAUGUGACCAAUAAACUAGGAUUUGAUAUGAAGGACAUCAGCGUGUUUUCUCUUUUUAAAGAGGAGACGUCCAAUCCAGAAAAAAAUGAAUAUGGAGCAGAGCAGGCCAAGCUGAUAGUGGGUGUAGUGGUUGGGAUCUUCCUGGCCGCUGCUCUGGUGGGACUCAUCUACUGGCUCUAUAUAAAGAAAUCAAGACAAGGCAGCUGGAAGACCGGAGAGAAGGAGGCGGGCACGUCAGAGGAGAGUAAGAAACUGGAGGAGAACAAUCAUAAAGCAGAUGUCUAGAGGAGAGCUGUCAAGAAGACAAAGAAGGUAUGAACCAGGAAAGAGGCCUUGUCACACUGAAUGUGCUGUACUACACUUCAAUCAUCUAAUUCCAGACAUCUGAUUGGACGCACACGCCUCUGUCAGGCUGCUCGCGUGUGUCAUGCAUCGCAGAAUGUUUCCACAAUAUUUCCUAAUCCAAAUAAUUAUAAUCCUCCACCACAAUCCAAGAGUGUAAAAGAAAAUCACUUGUGUUGUAAAUUUAGUCUGCACUGAGGACUGCAUUUAGUUUAAUUUGAUUCUUAAUUUUCUUUUUGUGUUCCCAGUGAAUGUUCUUGUUUCAUGCGCAUUGCUGAUGUGGUGGACACAGCUAUUUUUCUUUCCCCUCUAGUAAAAAUGUAAAUUCACUGUACACUUUUUAGGCCUGUGUAAAUAAGGGGAGUACAGUAUGUUCUCUCUGCUUAAAGUCAAAGUUUGGGGGACUCAAUAUCGAGCAAGUCCCUUGUCUGAAUUCAAGUGGUCCUGAGAUGGCGGUCGGAUUCUAGAAGUAUGAUGACUUCACUGCUGUUACACCUUCUGUUCUCUCUGAAACAUGUUUAUGUCUAUCUCAUGUUUUAUUUAUUGUUUAUUGGUACCUCUCGUUUCAAUGCUGCCAUAUGAAGUUCAUGUUUAAUAUUUCCUCUAGAUUACUGUAGAGUGGCUAAGAGUAAACAGGUUUAGGUUUCUGAUUAAUGGACAAUAAGUAUAGCUUUGGAAAUGUCCUGCUACACUCAGUGGCCUUCAGGUCAGAUUGCAUGAUGUCAUAGCUGCAUAGGGCUACACAGAACACAGUCCACUAGUGUUUAGCGAAGUGCAUAAAUGAUUAAAAGGGGCAUAAUGUGAAACUGCGGCAAAGUAGAAAUUUGUUAGAGCCAAACAUUGAUGCUUAUGGGUGAAUCUCAAUUUGUCAAGAACAUGUCUGGAUUAUAUUUGAAUUACAGUAAUGAGAAUAUUAGGGUAAUGUGAAUUUGGGUGGGAAAUGUGCUUUAUUAUGACAAUGUUUCAAUGCAAAAAAAUGCAAAUGGCUCGAUUCAUUUUCUUUAUACUAAAUAUAAUUUAUGCAAAAAAAAAAAAAAAAAACUAUUUUUUUUUUUUUGCAAGAUUCACCCCUUAAAGUCCCCUCUCUGUAAUUAACUGGGCUGUAGAAACAUUGCAUGCAGAGCCUUUAGUUUUGUUGGUAGAAAAUAAAUUAAAAAUAAUAGCCCCUUACUUCUGCCUUAAUAGAAUGAGUCAGUAUUUGCGUUGGAAGGCGUACUUUAGUUAGUACUUUAAUGCGAUUUGUUGGGAUUUUCUCAUUUCUCACAAUAACUUUAUAGCUUUUCAUCAAGAAGUUUUGCACUCCCCUCAGACUACAAAUAAACUACAUCUUUUUUUGUUUUUGUUUUUACACAUUAUAGCAAAUGUUUCAUGUUCUGUUUGUUUGUUAUACUGUGGUAGGUCUAUAUCGAAGUCAGGUUGAUGUCAAACACUGUAGUCUAUGAAACAUUUUUCCGUUCAUUGUGGUCUGAAGCAGCGUGCUGUAAAUAUGUUUGAGUCUGAAUGUCUAGCUUAUGUUUGGCUAUUUAUAAAGUGUGAGACACGCAAGGUUAACUGCUUCUGCUUAGUCACUAAAGAGCUAAAAACCCAUGUUUUUAUUUAAAUACUUGAAAUGUACAAUCUGACUUUGUUGCAUGGUGCGGAGAUAUCAAGAAAUGAUCCAGUUUAGUUUGAAUUCACUUUUGUUUUGUCUCCAUACGAGUCCUUACAGAUUUUGUUGAAGAAUGUUCGUGUUAAGUGUAAUUGGCUAAUUGUCUCAUGAAUAUUUUGAACCAUCAGGUCAGCAGUGAAACCAAAGAGGGUAACUGAAAAGAAGGUCAUAAAAGUAUUGUAAAUAUUGACUUUUGUUUUUGUACUUUUGUUGACAAUAAAGUGUACAUUUUGAAGAAAA